UGCACAAUGAGCCAGAGGGAGCCAUGGCACAAACCAGCAAUGGUGUUUUUGGUGUGGUGAAGACGAUCCUGCAAAGCGCAGCAGCUGGUUUUGCUUUUGGCGAAGCUGCAUUAUUUGCAGUUGACCCCACACUGACUGAAGACGGCGUCCUGCUGACUGCUGCAACUCUGGCUGCUGGACGAGCCGGCUCCACGGGUGUCGGCGUAGUAACAGCAUGCCUCGUGUUCACCUCGGUGCUCUUCUCUCUGGGAAGUGGUUUCCUCCUCGCUGCCCUGAUGAUGAAGCUGUGCAUCAAAGUUGGAGCGAGGCUGCAGUGGUUAGUGGAGGCUGCGACGGGAGCCUCUGUGGUGGCAGGUGCUGUCACUACUGGAGUGUUAGCGGGAAUCCUUCCACCGUGGAUCUACAUUGCAGCCCAAGGCAUUCUAGUCCUUGUAGUCUACUCAUACUCCAACAUUAACGACAUGACCACCGCCCUUUUAAUCAUCUUCACCACGCUCUACCUCAGUGUCAUGUACGGGAGAAUGGGCGUUAUGGUUGGACUUUUCGUCAUGGGAGUGACCAUCUCUGUGCUUUGCGCCCUUCGAAAGGCUCUGACAGAGAGGUUGACACAAAGACCAAAAACUGAGUGCAAACUUUUAGAGCGGAUAUUCUUUUACUCUGUUUUGGUGGGGAUACUGGGAUUUGUAGUAGGUUUAGGAGCAGGUGAAGCAGGAGAAGGUUCAGAAGCGGAGGUGAUAUUGAUGCUGCAGUCGGUCCUCUGGGUGGCGUUUCUGUCUGCAGGGCUGCUAGGAGCCGGUCUGGGAACAGUGGCCACAGUUGGAUUGGGGCCAGAAGUGGCUGCAAAGGUCUCUGUGGGAGCUGCUAUAUUAUCAUCACUUGCCCUGAGAGCCAUUCUGCAGUCGAGCUCCGCUCUAGGGCCCCGAAGCAGCAUGGGGGGGACAUUAGGAGCAGCCACAGCUGCAGGGGUGUCCCUCGGAGCUGCAAGUGUUGCAACAAAACAGGCAUUCGGGUCUAGAAAUUCAGCCUUAGCACUUAUAAGUUCAGUUGUUUGUGGUGCAAUUUUGGCAGUUCGGGGUGUCGCACUGAAAGCAACUCUGCCCACAACAUCAGAACUUAUUACAAUCACCCUUGUUGCAGCGGGGGCAUUUGUUCUGGGUGCACCAAAGAGCCCGUUCCACACUCAGGUGAAUCUUCGGAGGGGCCUUCUCACGGGGCCAGAGCUAAUUAAAGGAAUCGGCAUGGAGACCGUCACCGCAGCAGCAGCACCUAUCGGAGCCGGCGCACUGGGGGCAGCGGCGCUGGGCACCGCAGCUCUGGGGAGACUGGGGACUGUGGGAGUUCUGGUGGCUGUAUUGUUGGCUUUGGGAAGUGCUCUUAGUGGUAUGAUAGGAAAAUCAGCACAGACAACAAACGCACACAGAGACUAAUGAAGCCUGGCUGCGAGAGUCUGAACACAAGGCCGAACACUAAAGAACAGUGAAUGUGUGUGCAUAUACAUGUAUGUGUAUGUGGGUGUGAC
This is a messenger RNA of Plectropomus leopardus (leopard coralgrouper), 1519 nucleotides long. RefSeq lists its product as uncharacterized. Lineage: Eukaryota; Metazoa; Chordata; Actinopteri; Perciformes; Serranidae. The record is from RefSeq and is a predicted model, not a curated record.